CUCAAUUGCAACUGCUCCUUCACUGAUGGCUCAUGGUUAUCAACAUUUUUCUUACAGGGCAAGAUCUUGCUGGUGUUCUUCCACCAUCUAUUGCAAAGUUACCUUACCUCAGACAAAUCGAUUUCACGAGGAACUUUCUUAGUGGUAAUAUACCGAGUGAAUGGGGUUCUACAAAGUUGGAAUAUAUGUCCUUCAACGUGAACAACUUGUCUGGACCAAUCCCUGCCUUCCUUGGAAACAUUACCACGCUUAGAUACUUGAACCUAGAGACUAAUAUGUUUACGGGGACUAUUCCUCCUGAACUUGGGAAGUUGGUUAACUUACAAAAUCUAAUUAUCAGUGCAAACAAUCUCACAGGAGUCUUACCAGUGGAUCUUACUAAUCUGACCAAAUUGACAGAACUGAGGAUUAGCAGUAACAAUUUCACUGGAAGAAUUCCCGACUAUUUCCGAAGUUGGAGUCAACUUAUAAAACUAGAGAUCCAAGCUAGUGGUCUAGAAGGCCCCAUUCCAUCUAGUAUCUCUGUCUUGAGUAAUUUAACAGAACUAAGGAUCAGUGACUUAAAUGGAGGGGGUUCAGUAUUUCCGAAUUUGACUAAUAUGAAAAGCAUGAAAAGAUUAAUGCUAAGGAGCUGUAAUUUACUUGGACCUAUUCCGGAUUUAAGACCAAUGGCACAUGUGAAUAAAUUAGAUCUCAGCUUCAACAAAUUGGAAGGGAGUUUUCCUGAUGUUGAAGUUAUGAGUUCAAGCAUUCCAAAAGAAAGAUGCAUGUUGUGGUUGGAGUUUCAGUUGGAGCUUCCAAUUUUGUGCCUUGUCUUCUUAAUUUUUGGCAUUCUUUGGUGGAGAGGUUGUCUGGUGGAUAGCCAGACAUCAAGGGAAAAAGUUCUGAGAGGAAUGGAUCUGCAGACUGGCUUUUUCACCUUGAGGCAAAUUAAAGCUGCCACUAAUAACUUUGAUCCUUCAAACAAAAUUGGAGAGGGUGGUUUUGGGCCCGUCUACAAGGGUAUACUAUUGGAUGGUACUAUAAUUGCAGUUAAGCAACUAUCCUCAAAAUCAAAGCAGGGAAAUCGUGAAUUUGUGAACGAAAUAGGGAUGAUCUCUUGCUUGCAGCAUCCAAACCUGGUUAGAAUGUACGGAUGUUGUAUUGAAGCAAACCAGUUAUUGUUGGUAUAUGAGUACAUGGAAAACAAUAGCCUUGCUCGCGCUUUGUACGGUCCAGAGGAUGAUCUCCUAAACUUGGACUGGCCUACAAGGCACAAAAUAUGCGUAGGCAUAGCAAAAGGUCUGGCUUAUCUGCACGAGGAAUCGGCAGUGAAGGUUGUACAUAGAGACAUCAAAACUACGAAUGUGCUACUGGACCAAGACCUCAAUGCUAAGAUCUCAGAUUUUGGUUUGGCCAGGCUUGACGAAGAGGAGAAGACUCACAUUAGCACCAAGGUUGCUGGAACUAUAGGAUACAUGGCACCGGAAUAUGCGUUAUGGGGUUGUUUGACCUACAAGGCAGAUGUCUACAGUUUUGGAGUUGUUGCAUUAGAAACUGUUUCAGGAAAGAACAACAUGAAAUAUCGACCCAAUGAGAACAUUCAAUGUCUUAUGGAUUGGGCCCAUGUUUUGCAUCAAAAAGGGAACUUACUGGAGCUGGUGGAUCCGAGGUUGGGAUCCGAUUUCAAUAAGAAAGAGGCGCUUAGAACUAUCAAAGUAGCUCUGCUGUGCGCCAAUCCAACAGCUGCACUCAGGCCUAUCAUGUCUGCAGUAGUGAGUAUGCUUGAAGGGCGAACCCCAGUGGAUGAAGUGGCUUUGGAUCCAAGUAUCCAUGGUGAUGAAAUGACGAGGUUAAGAGCCUUUGAAAACCUGUCUGAGCAAAAUGCACAAGGGAUCAGCUCAGCAAGUGGAAGUCAUAGCCUCGUGCGUUCAUCAGAUGCACCAUGGACUGGUUCUUUUGAUACUACUACGUCUUCAGAUCUCUAUAAACACAGCCAUAGCUCAUCAAAGAGGACCAAGUUUCAGGGAGCAAUAAGAUCGAUUAGUGUUGGAUGCAAGAAGAAAAUGAAGAUGGCAAUAGGAGCUGGGUUAUUUCUGCCUAAUAGUGGUGGGAAAACCAUCAUGAACCUCAUCGUGGUGGUGAUGCUGGUUAUUAGCUGCGAUAAUGGAUUAGUCGAAGUUGAGGCGCUUACAACUCUUCUUCCUGCUUCUGAAGUGGCUGCCCUAAAAGAAAUUGCUACACAGAUAGGAAAAACAGACUGGGACUUCAGCGUAGACCCGUGCCUGAAUGACACAACCCACACAAGCUGGGCUACACCAAAGUCUGCUGAUAGGCCUCUAUUCAACAACACUCUCACCUGCAACUGCUCCUUCCCUGAUGGCUCAUGCCAUGUCAUUAACAUUAUUCUUAGAGGGCAAGAUCUUGCUGGUGUUCUUCCACCAUCUAUUGCAAAAUUACCCUACCUUACACAAAUUGAUUUCACGAGGAACUUUCUUAGUGGUAAUAUACCGAGUGAAUGGGGCUCUACAAAGUUGGAAUAUAUGUCCUUUAAUGUGAACAACUUAACUGGACCAAUCCCUGCUUUCUUGGGGAACAUUACCACUCUAAGAUACUUGAAUCUAGAGACUAACAUGUUCAAUGGAACUGUUCCUCCUGAGCUUGGGAAUUUGGUUAACUUACAGAAUCUCAUUAUCAGUACAAACAAUCUCACAGGAGUGUUGCCAGUGAAUCUCACUAGCCUGAGCAAAUUAGCAGAACUGAGGAUUAGUAGUAACAACUUCACUGGAAAAAUUCCGCAUUAUUUCCAGAGUUGGAAUCAACUUACGCAAUUAGAGAUCCAAGCUAGUGGUUUACAAGGCCCUAUUCCAUCUAGCAUUUCUGUUUUGAGGAAUUUAACAGAAUUAAGGAUCAGCGACUUAAAUGGAGGGGGUUCAGUGUUUCCAGACUUAAGUAAUAUGACAAGCUUGCAAAGAUUAAUGCUGAGGAGCUGUAAUUUAAAUGGAUCUAUUCCUGAUUUAUCAGCAAUGACAGCAUUGAAUAUCUUGUAUCUGACAAGCAACUUGCUCAAUGGCUCUAUUCCAGACUGGAUUAAGAGCAGUGAUAACCGCUACCAGAUAGAUGUUUCUUACAAUAAUUUUUUGGAGAGCUCUGAGCCAACUACGUGUACUGAAUAUGUGAACGUGUUCAAAAGCUCUGCCGUACCAAACAACUCCUUAUCUGGAGCAUGCCUGGAUAAAUUUCCAUGUACCGAAGUUCAGUACUCAUUGCAUAUAAACUGUGGUGGUAAAGAAACCACUAUUGAUGACAUCACAUUCCAAGAUGAUACAAAUCUAAGAGGUGGAGCGAACUUUGUUCCUGCAAAUCCUAACUGGGGAGUCAGUAGCACAGGCUUUUUCUGGGAUACUGAUCUCACCUCUACAGACUACAUAGCAAAUAAUGUAUCGGCACUUGAAAUGGAGAACUCUCAAUUGUACACGAAUGCACGCCUCACUCCUCUUUCUCUCACGUAUUAUGCAAACUGCUUAGCAGAAGGAAACUAUACUGUGAGCCUUCACUUUGCGGAGAUAAUAAUCAGUGGCAAUAAAUCUUAUCAAAGUGUUGGAAGACGGAUAUUUGAUGUCUAUAUUCAGGAGAAACUUGUAUUGAAGGAUUUUGACAUUGUAAAAGCAGCACAAGGGGUUGAUAAGGUAGUCAUAGUGGACACAAAAGCGGUUCAAGUUACAAACAGAUCCCUAGAGAUUCGGUUUCAUUGGUCUGGAAAAGGCACAACAGCAUCCCCUGAACGAGGAGUCUAUGGUCCCCUUAUAUCAGCCAUUUCUAUAGAGCCUGAGUUCAAGAUUCCUAAAACUCAUGAUAGUAAAAGAAAGAUGUACAUUGUGGUUGGAGUUUCAGUUGGAGCUUCAGUUUUGUGCCUCUUUAUCUUCAUUUUUUGCAUUCUUUGGUGGAAAGGCUGUCUGGUGGAUAGCGAGACAUCAAGGGAAGAAGCUCUGAGAGGACUGGAUCUGAAGACUGGCUUUUUCACCUUGAGGCAAAUUAAAGCUGCCACUAAUAACUUUGAUCCUUUGAACAAAAUUGGGGAAGGUGGUUUUGGUUGUGUCUACAAGGGCACAUUAUUGGAUGGCACUGCAAUUGCAGUUAAGCAACUCUCAUCAAAAUCAAAGCAAGGAAAUCGUGAGUUUGUGAAUGAAAUAGGCAUGAUAUCUGGUUUACAACAUCCAAAUGUGGUUAGAUUAUACGGUUGCUGUAUUGAAGGAAACCAAUUACUGUUGGUGUACGAAUACAUGGAAAAUAACAGCCUUGCACAUUCUUUGUUUGAGGAAGAGAAAGGUUUUCUAAAUCUGGACUGGCCAACAAGGCAAAAGGUAUGCCUAGGCAUAGCAAGAGGUUUGGCUUUUCUGCACGAGGAAUCAACACUGAAGGUUGUACAUAGAGACAUCAAAACGACAAAUGUAUUACUGGACAAAGACCUCAAUGCUAAGAUUUCGGACUUUGGUUUAGCCAAGCUUGACGAAGAGGAGAACACACACAUUAGCACAAGAAUUGCUGGAACAAUAGGUUACAUGGCUCCGGAAUAUGCACUAUGGGGUUGUUUGACCUACAAAGCAGAUGUCUACAGUUUUGGUGUUGUUGCAUUAGAAAUUGUUGCCGGAAAGAACAACAUGAAGUUUCGACCAAAUGAUGAUUUUGUAUGCCUUGUGGAUUGGGCCCUUGUUUUACAACAAAAAGGGAAUUUAAAGGAGCUGGUGGAUCAGCGUCUCGGGUCAGAUUACAACAAGGAACAGGCCAUUAGAAUGGCCAAAGUUGCUUUGUUGUGCACCAAUUCAGCACCAUCGCUUAGGCCUACCAUGUCCGUAGUAGUGAGCAUGCUGGAAGGGAAGACCGCGGUCCCUGAGUUGAUCAUGGAUCCUAGCAUAUACGGUGAUAAAAUGAGGAUGACAGCCUUGAGAAACCAGUUUGAUCAAAUUGUACAGGACAGCUCAAUUCGAUCUCAAUCAAGCUACUCUGAAUCUCAGAGCCUCAUUGAGUUUUCAGAUGUACCAUGGACUGGUUCUACGGGUACUACUGCGUCUUCCGAUCUCUACAAACGUAAUCCUUAGUUCUUAGUAACUUGUACACCAAGGAAAGAGUUUCUUGUAAAGUUUUUCUUAAUUCUUUUAAAAAGAUAAUCUAGAUUUCAUCUUCAUAGUAUCGAAAAGUUAUCAGUACCCGAAUGUGUAUAUUUUCACCGGAUUGAUUCAUGUAAACCCUUAUAUCUUGAUUUAUGAACAAAUUAGCACCAAUGUG
Fragaria vesca subsp. vesca is the source of this 5265-nucleotide messenger RNA. RefSeq names its product probable LRR receptor-like serine/threonine-protein kinase At1g07650-like. Bases 33 to 5078 code for a protein of 1681 amino acids. Gene Ontology annotation, molecular function: protein kinase activity; protein binding; ATP binding. NCBI's taxonomy places the organism in Eukaryota, Viridiplantae, Streptophyta, Magnoliopsida, Rosales, Rosaceae. The record is from RefSeq and is a predicted model, not a curated record. Gene Ontology annotation, biological process: protein phosphorylation. The transcript has 40 exons.